GAUCAACAAUCUCUAGUUCGACUUAUUAAUUCGGGGAUCAGACAAGUUUCUUGCAAGGCCUCGACAUCAUAUUCAAGGAAGUUGUACAUCAACAUCAUUGUAUCGUCUUCUCAUCCAUCCAGCCCCGGUUCUAUUCCUUCUAAAUACCUUCCCUAAACUUAUUUCACAAUGCUCGCUCGAUCAAUGCUGAGGUCUUGCGCCCCUCUACGCCAGAACUUCCGUACCUACGCCACUGAAGCCCCCAAGUCCUCAUCCUCUUCAACACCCUACGUUGUCGGAGCCGGCGCCCUCGCCGCAGGCGCAUUAGGCUACUCCUUUCUGGGCAACAAGGCAGAUGCUCCAAAGCCAGCUGGUGACGCCAAAUCUGCUACUCCAGCUGCUGCAGCCUCAAAGGCCUUUACCGGUGGUGAUCAGGGUUUCGUCGACUUAAAGCUCAAAGAGGUCUUGGAUUACAACGACAACACCAAGAAAUUUGUCUUUGAGCUCCCAGAACCAGAUCAGGUCUCAGGUCUAAAUGUUGCCUCUGCCAUCAUCACCAAGUUCAAGGGUCCCACCGACGAAAAGCCCACUAUCAGACCUUAUACUCCCAUCAACGAUGAAGACUCCAAGGGCCAUCUCGACCUCCUCGUCAAGGUCUACCCCAACGGCGCCAUGUCCAACCACAUCUUCUCCUUGAAACCGGGCCAAACUCUCUCCUUCAAAGGACCUAUCCCCAAAUAUCCCUGGGCUGCCAACAAGCACGACCACAUCACUUUGAUCGCCGGUGGCACCGGUAUCACACCCAUGUGGCAGCUGAUUCGCGCCAUCUUUAAGAACCCUGAAGACAAGACAAAGGUGUCUCUGGUAUUUGGCAACCUGACGGAAAAGGAUGUUCUAUUGAAAGAGGAGCUGGCUCAGCUCGAGAAAGAUUUCCCCGAUCGAUUCCGUGCCUUUUACACUCUCAAUACCCCUCCCUCUGGCUGGAAACAUGGAUCCGGAGUCAUCACCAAGGAGUUGCUAAAGACCGUGAUUCCCGACCCCAACAGCAAGAACAUCAAGGUCUUUGUCUGUGGACCCCCAGGCUUGUACAAGGCCAUCAGCGGCCCUAAAGUCUCUCCUACCGAUCAGGGCGACUUGAGCGGCAUUUUGAAAGAGUUGGGCUAUACAAAAGAGCAAGUCUUUAAAUUUUAGACGUGCAACACCGAUACAUAGAAUCGCGUGUUGUGUUGCUAGAGAAGGACAAGAAAAACCAGGCGAGAGGAAGUUGUCCCUGUAGACAAAAGACCGAAUGUAUAGUAGUUAUACUUAUAUAUCUCCAAGACAACAGACAAUAGACAGUGUCACGUUGUGGACUGCCCGACUUCAGACCU
Messenger RNA from Exophiala mesophila, 1349 nucleotides. RefSeq lists its product as uncharacterized. Gene Ontology annotation, molecular function: cytochrome-b5 reductase activity, acting on NAD(P)H. Bases 169 to 1170 code for a protein of 333 amino acids. Gene Ontology annotation, biological process: ergosterol biosynthetic process. The record is from RefSeq and is a predicted model, not a curated record. Lineage: Eukaryota; Fungi; Ascomycota; Eurotiomycetes; Chaetothyriales; Herpotrichiellaceae. The transcript has 4 exons.